AUGAGCAGCGGUGUUCUUUUCCGGUUAUGUGCUUCUCCGUCACGCCAUGCCUCUUGCCUUGUGCUCGUCUCCAUCAUGCUCUGCAACUCUAGUCGUCAUCGUCAGCUCAUCUCCAGUCUGUCUAUUGCUUUACAACGUUUAUUAUCCGCCACAUUUCCAUUGAUCUCAUUAUUUUAUUCUCUCAACUCACUUGAAACCUCCAAGCAGAAGGUAUCCUCCUCCACAAUUGAAAUCACCAUGAAGCUCAUAUCCACAGUAAUCGAAUCUUUAAGCCACUGUGAGAGCGUUGUCCAAGUCAUCUUUUCCGCCGCUGUGCUCUUCUCCUCUUCGGCGACCGCCAGUGAACCACACCGGAGCUCAUUCCCGGUGUUUAUGGUUGAUACAUUUCAUACGAUAUUGAAUGAUGUACACAUGUACGCCACCAAACUUUAA
This is a messenger RNA of Eruca vesicaria subsp. sativa (arugula), 432 nucleotides long. The record is from the annotation of a GenBank genome assembly. NCBI's taxonomy places the organism in Eukaryota, Viridiplantae, Streptophyta, Magnoliopsida, Brassicales, Brassicaceae.